AGUUUUCAAAGCUUGGACACACAUGAGUAAAAAGAAACUGUCAAAACGAAAUAUCAAAUAGAUAAAAAUACUGAGAUCAGAAACAACAAACUGUUUUUGUUUUUAAACUCGUAUUUUAUGAUCGAAUACAAAAAUUAUAAACAAUUUUUUAAAAUUAUUACUGAUUUUAUUUUUAUUUGGGAAAUUAUUAUUUCAUUCUAAGCGCGGGCGUAAACAAGUGAAAAAGAAUACAAAAAAAUAAUAAUAAAAAAGAAUAAGAAAAACCGUUAGUUUUUCUAAUAAGUUGUAGUGUCACAUUGAAAUUUAUAAAUAUCAUCGAGUGAGACGCAAAGAAAAGCUCAGUUUUAUUUUAAAUACUUACUUGAUUAUGACCCCGGAUGAUGGUUGAUAGAAAGAGUGGUUUGCAAGUGCAGCAGAUUUAAGAGGAGAAGACGAGAUUGUACACGUAUGUAUGUAAAUGCCUUCAAUCCCAAAUCAAUAAUUGCUUAAUUUACAAUUCAAAAUUGUCUUGUAAAGCAAAUAGUAAAUACAAUUGCAAAUACAAUAAUAUCUUCUCCUCUUCACUGUCGAUCCACCAACCAAAACACAUUGUCAGAUUUCACUUGUGCAACAAAUUCAGCAAAUGACCAGCUGCCAAUUGAUUUUAUGCGAAUGUAAAUCUUAAUGCGAAUGACCACCACCAACCAAACGUCAUCAUCAUCACCAUCACUUUUUCGCAAAAUUAUAAAAAAAAAUCAGUUGAGAAUUACCAAAAAAAGCAACAUCAUGUACUUUUAAAAUUAAAAUUUUGUACAAAAUAAAAAAAGAAACCAAACAAAAAAAGCAAAAGUGAAAUGAAAAUCAUAUUUAUUUUACAAAUCAAAAAACCAUUUUCCUAUAAUAACAACCAAAAACAACAACUACAAUACAAAUCGCACUCUCUACUCCUUCAACCAGCAAAAACAAUUUGAAAUCUUCUUAUUUAAAAAAAAAAAUAUUAUCGUGCUGCAUCAGAUCAACUGUAUGAAUUUUGUUGAAAUAGUUUGUGGUACUACAAAACACCACCAUUACCACGAUCAACAACAUCCACCAUGGCUUCCUACAAUGAUCUACAAUUUGAUUGGAAUAUUUUAUUUCAACAACAAGACUAUGAUCAAUGGUCGAAAACAGAUCUUCAAUUGGCUGCUGAAUUGGGUAAAACUUUACUGGAACGCAACAAAGAAUUGGAAACUCUUUUAAAAGAGCACAAACAUACUAUUGAGGAACAAGAACAGGAAAUUGUGUAUUUGAAAAAGCAUACUACGGCGUUGCGGGAAGUAAACGAUUCUCGUUUAAAGGUCUAUGAACAAUUGGAAGUCGGUAUACAAGAUUUGGAGCGUGCCAAUCAUCGUUUGCUCGUUGAAAAUACCGCCGAUAAAAAGCAUAUAAAAACGCUUGGUCACAAUAUCGAGACUUUGGAGUCACGCUGUGAAGAACUGACUAAACAAUUGGAAGAAUGUCGCCAAUCUUUAACCUUUGAGAGACGCAAAAAUGAACGUCUCUUGGCGGAGAAGAAUAAGGCGGGCUCUGAUGCCAAUGGCGUUAAAUUGAAACCCACUUUGAAUAAAGAUAAUGCCGAAUCACCUUCAGAUACUGUGCAAACCGGUUAUGAUGCCAACACUACCGCCCCCGAAAAUUGUAGUUUUGCUUUUGCCUCUCCUGCUUCUAGAAAUAAUGCCAAUUCAACGGGUAUUAGUGGUAUAGAAGGUGAUAGUUCGUUUGAUUUGAGCAUGGUUUGUGGUCAGGAGGGUAAUGAUGAAAUUAUUAAAUUGGUUAGUGAUUUGGAGACCACCAAAAGAGCAUUUAUGGCCGAGCAGCAAAGAUGUGGUGAAUUGGAAGAACAAUUGGUGGCGAUAAUUCAAGAAAAUCAAUCUUUACAAAGUCGUAUUGCUCAAACUAGUGCCACAGAGGAAAUGAAAUCCAUGCAUGAUGAAUUAUCUAUAUUAGAUGAAGUCAGACAAGGACAAAUGUGCAGUCGUUGUUUACGCUCUAUGGAUGAUCGCCUCACUGUUAAUGAUGAACAAUCCUCGUUGGCACCCACCGAGGAAUGUGAGGAAGAUGAAGAGCGUAGUCUGCUCGACUUAGAAGGCAAUCGUGAUGAUAAUGCCAGUGAACAUUCACAGGCUGCCUAUCGCAGCAGCAUGUCCAUUAAGGUUAUGCCACAGCAUCCCGAUUCUUUGGAUUUGAAUAUACCCGGUAGUCCUAAUCCCUAUCGUGAUUUGGUGGAGAAAUAUGAAGCCUUAUUGGAGGUGCAACGCUCAUCGAUUGCUCGCAAAAAUAAUCAUGUUGUUGCUGCUGGUGGUGGCGGCAUGUCUUUGGCCGAAGAAUUCCAGUCAUCUGGGGAAUUUGCUCAAACUCAAAAACUCAUGUUCCAGGCGGCCCAUAAUGAAAAUACCGGCAAUUGCAAUAAUUCCAGCAAUGGUGAUGCGGCCAGCAGCUGCAAUGGCAGCAUGAAUAACGACACCAAUAAUUCUAAUACCAAAAAUGAUAAAAAUCGUGGUCGCACUCCUACGGAAUUCUCGGAAGCGGAAACCUCUUCUUCGGGCUUUUCGGAUGAGACCAGCAACAAGGGCACCCAAACUGAUGAGAGACCCGGCUAUUUCCUUUGCUCGAUUGGUGAUGGUGAAGACUGUAAAUUUAGCAUUUAUGAUGAUGCCAGCCCCAUUGAUUCACGCUUCCGCAAUCGUCCCGAAUACCGCGAACUGUUCAAGGAAAUCUUUGCCGUUCUCAAGAAGGCCGCCGAAAAUAAAGAAGAGGGCGAUAAGCUGCCUUUGCUGGAUGAUACUCAUCCCAAUGGUGUUAAUGCUCAAAAAGUGCCACCUGUUACUCCUGCCAACGAAGAAUUGCCGGUUGAUUUCGCCGAUGAUGCUCAAAGUGUUAUCUCUUCGGCCGUAUCGGAACAGUCCUUUGCCAUGUCGGAGUGCAUUACCAAAUUAGAACGUAAAACAGCCAAAAAACAUAUAAUUGAAAAGAACCAAGAAAACAAGCCUCCCCUAGCGGCCUCCAUUGCUCAAUUGACUUCGCCCAGUGGCAAGCAAAUCAUUGAAAAUGGUCGUGUUUUGACUCCUUUGAAACGAGAACCUUUGGACUAUUUGGCCGUGGGUGUAGGCAUUAAGAAAAAGAAUCGUCGCAAGAAUCGCAACUUCUCUAGUGAUCGCUCUGAGUCUCCCUUGGCUUUACCCACACCACCACGCAUUUUUGUGGCCAGUGGCAAGAAACGCAAAGAAGUACGUCCCUAUGUAGAGUCACAAAUGGCUGCCACUCCCGAUCAAUACAAUACACCCGGAUCAUCACGGGGUUCUCGCAGUGGCUCCAAAUUCGAAUGGAAUGGUAAUUCAAUGAUCAUUUAUAAUCGUUCGGUCAGAGGUCGCAACUCCUCGGGUGAGGUAGAUGUAAGCAACAUUCCCUAUAGGCCCAGUACUGUAUCCCAAGAUUUGCACAAACUAAAGAAACUUGACUUGUCGUAUGCGGAAGUCUUAAGACGUGCCGAUGCCUGCAAACAACAUCAUCAUACUCAAUACCAACAACAGCAACAAAGACGAAGGAAUCAUCGUCACUGAAUUAACGAACAAAAAUAUAAAAAAAAAUCCCCCAGUGUAAUCAACAAAAAGAACAUAAGUAGUCUUCAUAAAUUUAAGUAGGUGUCUUCGUCUUUACUCCCCAAUAAGUGAUGACCACCCCCCAACACCCACCCUGAUCACUAAAGAUGACCCCCACUCUCUCAUUUGAUUGUUUAUAAUAAUAUUAAUAAAACUACCAAUAUUUGUAUAAUUUAAUAUUUAGAUGUAUACUCCCUCCUCCAAAAAGAAAGAACAAAAAAAAUCAGCCCCAAACCAAGCAACAAAAAAUAAGUAGUAAUAUUAAGAAUUAUUCAUCUGCCAUUGAAGCUGAAUCUCUCAGUUGUUUCCUUUUCUCCUUUAAACUUUAAACUCUUUUAACUCCUUUUUUUAUAAUAAUUUAACUUCUCCUGUUUAUGUAAUUAUUUUAAUUUUAAAUCAAUUUUUAUUUACAAUUUUAAAUUGUUUUUUCAUUUAGUAAAAAGCGUAGCUACGUUUAAAUUUAAAUUUAGUUUCUUUUCAAACAAAAAAAAUUAUAUUUUUUAAAAAAAUGUCCUUUUACUUUGAAAACUUGAACAAACCAAUAACAUUUAAUUUUAAGUGCAUAAUUUUUAACAGCAACAACUGUAACGCAAAGAGUUUUAUUUUUGAUAAUUGUGGGCUUAGCGCACAAUCCGCAUUAAUUUUAUUAAAAUUUCUUUUAAAAAAA
Messenger RNA from Lucilia sericata (common green bottle fly), 4284 nucleotides. It is a transcript of the gene centrocortin, whose product is annotated as cerebellar degeneration-related protein 2-like. The transcript has 7 exons. The record is from RefSeq and is a predicted model, not a curated record. The coding region runs from base 1071 to 3578 and encodes 835 amino acids. NCBI's taxonomy places the organism in Eukaryota, Metazoa, Arthropoda, Insecta, Diptera, Calliphoridae.